Molecule: messenger RNA, 2216 nt
Organism: Vitis riparia (riverbank grape)
Lineage: Eukaryota; Viridiplantae; Streptophyta; Magnoliopsida; Vitales; Vitaceae
Product: probable tRNA (guanine(26)-N(2))-dimethyltransferase 2
Exons: 12
Coding region: 158-1897 (579 amino acids)
Biological process (GO): tRNA N2-guanine methylation
Cellular component (GO): nucleus
Molecular function (GO): RNA binding
Source: RefSeq, a predicted model, not a curated record
AGGGUUUGAGAGCCCUAUAUAAACAAGCCGGUUCAGCAGGUUAUAAAAGCCUCUGAACAUCCCAUAAGAAGAAGAAGGAAAUUUAUAUAACAGAGACGUCAGAACUAGCCAACAACACCCAUUACCCUGUUUUGUAUGCGAAAGGCAAAACAAAACAAUGUCGAUUGAUCUCAGUGAUUACUCAAUCAUCAAGGAAGGAGAGGCUGAGAUUCUUAUGCACGCCAAAAACGAAGUCUUUUACAACAAGACCCAGGUUAACAACAGAGAUAUAUCCAUUGCCGUCUUGAGGACAUUUAUAUCCAAACGUAAACAGGAGCAUGAAGCAAAGUUGUCCAAAAGAACCAAAGCAGCAAAAAAGGUGUCAGAGGAGGAUGCUUCUGAACCUCUUGCAAAGGAAGCACCUACUGAGUCAGAUAUGCAUGAAGAGAAAUCUAAUGGAGAAUGUGCAGUUGCAGAAGAGACAUCUCUAGAUGAACCACGUUGCAUCUCUGAAGAACCAGUUGGCAUUAUGGAGGAAAAGGGGCAGGGGCAACUGAAGCCACCAAGAGUUCUUGAGGCUUUGUCAGCUUCUGGGUUAAGGGCUUUAAGAUAUGCACGUGAAGUAGAAGGCGUUGGUCAAGUUGUGGCCCUAGAUAAUGAUAAAGUGUCAGUUGAAGCUUGCAGGAGAAACAUAAAGUUCAAUGGUUCAGUUGCAAGUUCAAAGGUGGAUUCACAACUUGCUGAUGCUCGUGUGUAUAUGCUUACCCACCCCAAAGAAUUUGAUGUGGUUGAUCUUGAUCCCUACGGUUCACCUUCUGUGUUCUUGGAUUCUGCGGUUCAAUGUGUUGCUGAUGGAGGCAUGUUGAUGUGUACAGCAACUGAUAUGGCAGUGCUAUGUGGGGGCAAUGGAGAGGCCUGCUAUUCCAAGUAUGGUUCCUAUCCGCUGAGAGGAAAGUAUUGCCAUGAAAUGGCUUUGAGGAUCCUCCUUGCCAGUAUUGAGAGCCAUGCAAACCGCUACAAGCGGUACAUUGUUCCUGUUCUCUCUGUCCAAAUGGACUUCUAUGUCCGGGUUUUUGUUCGCAUAUACACGUCUGCAAGUGCAAUGAAGAGCACUCCUCUUAAGCUCUCUUACGUCUACCAGUGUACCGGUUGUGAUUCAUUCCAUCUUCAGCCUAUUGGGAGGACCGUCUCCAAGAAUAACAGUGUAAGGUAUCUGCCUGGGUUUGGUCCUGUUGUUCCUCAAGAAUGCAGUGACUGUGGGAAGAAAUUUAACAUGGGUGGGCCCAUCUGGUCUGCUCCCAUCCAUGAUCAAGAAUGGGUGACUUCCAUAUUAGCAGAUGUGAAAUCUAUGAAGGACAGGUAUCCUGCUUAUAACCGAAUCUCUGCUGUGUUGACAACAAUUUCAGAGGAAUUGCCUGAUGUUCCUCUAUUUUUGAGUCUUCACAACCUCUGUGCAACGCUAAAAUGCACUUCACCAUCAGCAGUAAUAUUCCGUUCUGCUGUGCUAAAUGCAGGAUAUCGUAUAUCUGGAACUCAUGUGAAUCCAUUAGGAAUGAAAUCUGAUGCUCCCAUGGAUGUAAUUUGGGACAUAAUGCGUUGCUGGGUAAAAAAUCAUCCUGUGAAAGCUCAACAACCAGAUCAAUCUGGGAGUGUAAUACUUGCGAAGGAACCGGUUCUUCAAGCUAACUUUGCUCGAGCAGUUGCCUCUCUUAGCAAAGCACAAACCAAAAAGGUAGCACGCUUCUUACCAAAUCCUGAACGGCAUUGGGGCCCAAAGCUCAGGGCAGGACGACAGAUUACUAGCAAGCAUGUGUCUCUUUUAGGUCCGGAGGCUGUAAACGGAAGUAUGAACCAUCAAGAAGAUGAAGAACCAAAUUCCAAGCGGCAGAAGACAGAUCAAGCGGCUUUGGCUUCAUAAAGAAUGUCCUCUUGCAUAAUUGUCCCUGGAUUUUAGCUGUCUCUCUGAUCUUCUAGUCUGCUUUCUGCCGGAGAGACAAAGAAGUCAUCUAGUAUUCCCAAAAAGGGUUGCUGGGUUCUUUAAUAAUCACACCCCAUAAUCCCUCAUAUUUUGAGCUGCAUUUUCAUCCAAUUUCUGAGUUCUGAUAGUGUAACCUAAGAUUUUAUUGGUAAUAUAUUUGUUGAGUUGCUGCAAUCCGCUUGUUCCUUGGACCCUGUUAAACUCAGGUGUUGUUUUGGAUGUUGUAUGAAAUGAUUUACUUCAGCUCUCAUCCUUUUAA